Messenger RNA from Bombus impatiens (common eastern bumble bee), 1500 nucleotides. RefSeq names its product zinc finger and BTB domain-containing protein 24. Gene Ontology annotation, cellular component: nucleus. The transcript has 5 exons. Gene Ontology annotation, molecular function: protein binding. Bases 362 to 1390 code for a protein of 342 amino acids. NCBI's taxonomy places the organism in Eukaryota, Metazoa, Arthropoda, Insecta, Hymenoptera, Apidae. The record is from RefSeq and is a predicted model, not a curated record. Gene Ontology annotation, biological process: regulation of transcription by RNA polymerase II.
AGUGUAUGUCGACGUUGAAUAGGCUACUAUACUUUUUCUACAUUACUGGUGAUUAUGGCGAAGUUUGCCAAAUGGAUGUGAAGUGUCUCGUAAAGAAUAUCAUUGGCGAUUUUAUCAAAUAAUCUUUAUCGAGCCAUACCUGAAAGUACAAUAAUAGACUUGGCUGGAACCUGCAGCCUGAUUAAAUAAAUAGUAUUGUCUGUCUCUUGAACUGCUCUACCAGCAGUAACCCAACUACCAUCCCGUCCGGCGCAAAUAGAUCAAAUCAGAUCUACAACCAAAUUUUUUUCAUCUUUUAUUAACAGUUUUGGACACAUAACCUUCUUAAGGCGGUGCAUUGUGCAUUUGAAGUAUAUAAAACAUGGAGGGCCAACAAUUUUGUUUACGAUGGCACAAUUUUCAAAAUACAUUGUUGAGUUCUCUUCCUAAACUGCUUGAUGGUGGUUAUUUAACAGAUGUCACAUUAAGUGCUGGUGGUAGACACAUACAUGCACAUAAAAUUAUCCUUUCUGCUUGUAGUUACUACUUUAAAGAAUUAUUUAAGGAUUUAAGUUCUUUGCAACAUCCUGUAAUUGUAUUACCAGGAAUGGAAUAUGCAAAUUUAUGUGCACUUGUCACAUUUAUGUAUAAUGGUGAAGUAAAUAUUUAUCAAGAGCAAUUACCUGCACUUUUGGCUAUGGCAGAUACUUUACAUAUUCGUGGAUUAGCUGAUAUAGCUGGGAAAAAUUCGAGACACGAUAAUGGUUUAUACGUUCAACCUUCACCAACGCAACUGCAGGAAAAAACAUCAGCCGAAACGCCGAUAAAAAAAGAAAAUAAAGACAGUGUCAUAAGCGGUGGAGAACCUUUAGAAACGGUUCUAGAUACAGAUGUAGCUGAGAACAUGGAAGAACCCUUCAAUGAUCAAGAAAGUAUAUCUUAUUGUGUGAAGACUAAGCCUUACUACUCCAUUAAUGCGAAGUUAAAUCAAAGAGAAAAAGUCAGUAUUCCUUCCAUUAAUGCUUCUACCAACAAAUAUGCUGAGAAAGCAUAUUCGGAAGCUGGAAUAGAUGAGAGCACACCUGUUUUAGAAGAUCAAAUUACUCCUGUGGAAGAUAUAAAGCCUCCUCCUGUUUGGGAUGCGAAUUUCAAGUUUUUGACAACGUCUGUGGGCAGUAGAACUUCUCAGAAUUAUAAUAAAUCUAGUGUCACUUGUCUUAUUUGUGGAAAACAAUUAAGUAAUCAAUAUAAUUUGCGGGUACAUAUGGAGACACACAGUAACAGUUCGUACAGCUGUACAGCUUGUUCACACGUAUCAAGAUCACGAGACGCGCUUAGAAAACAUGUUUCUUAUAGACAUCCAGUUGCGUCGUCACAAAAACGUUCACGAUAUAGUACACCGAAAUCAUAGAAACUAGAUACCUUGGUUUAUAUUAUACCCUUUGUUUUAGACACAUCUUAUUUAAAACAUAAAUUUUGUGCUAUUUAAUUUGACUUAAAUACUUUAUUGACUAAAAAACU